GCAUUAUUGUAUGUAUUUAUUUUAAAACGAAACUUUAAUAAUAUUUUGUAUUUCAUCAUUAUAUUAUUAUAUUUUUAUACUAUUUUACUGCUGGAAUCAGCAUGAAUGAUUCUCAAGUCAACCAGGCGAUUCUGUUGUCGUUUCUCUUAAUGCGUAACUUCUUACCACGCUGUUCAACAAAAGCUUCCGUGUUGCUAUAGAAACGACUCGAUUCUACCAAUCACCAUUUGAGAAACGCGUCACGUGGCCUUUGGACAAGACCCGUAUGCGGAUAACACUGGAAGACUUCUGUUGCCAUUCACAAGCAGAAUCCGCUUCUUGAAACAGCUCUGAAUGGACACGAACAUAGUUUAUUGAGUAGAAAAAUGCGCUAAUGGCUUCUAGACAUUUUAAAGAGGGGAAUGAGACGGAUUUUGAGUCCGACUUGCGUGAAAAUAAGGAGGCUGAAGGAGGGAGCGAAACUGAUUCCGAUGCAUCAAGUUACAGUUACUCAGACUCAGAUUACUCAGAUGACCUGGAGCCUGAAUGGCUGGAUGAUGUCCAGAAGAACGGUGAACUCUUCUACCUGGAGCUGAGUGAGGGAGAGGAAGAAGCUCUGCUGGCCCAAGUAUCUGCCAAUCACUCCGCUGCCACCAAUCACGUCCGUUUCAGUGAAAAGGAGGCAGAAAUUAUCACAGACAAUGGUAAAAAGCAAGCUGCCUCCAGCAAUAAAUCUAAAGCAAAACUCAAGAAGUUCACCAAGAUCCUGAGACGAAAGCGGCGGCCAUCACAAAGAAAAGCCCCAGAUGGAAAAGAUGGAGGAUCUUCUCAGCGUCCCACCUCCAUCCUGAAGAAUCAAGCGGGUCAGCGGCCUGGAGUCGUGGUCCAGCAGCAGCGUCUGAAGGACGUGUGCGUGUAUCUGAACCCCAAGCGGCUCGGCAGCACCUCACCUCCAUCUCCUGACAGAGGCGGCCUGUUGGAGGCCUUGCUGGGUGUCGUGCACCGGCCAGGAGGAAAUGCAGGGAAAAGAGGGGAAAAACUCAUCAUCCAUGGUCUGGUCCCACACAGUCCUGCAAGCAAGUGUGCAGAGAUUCUUAUUGGUGACGCCCUGGUUGCUGUGGACGAUGUGGAAGUCACCUCAGAAAACAUUGAGAGAGUUUUGUCCUGUAUACCGGGCCCCACACAGGUGAGGUUAACUCUGGAGACUGUCUGUCCCGUUGGGAGCAGCCCGGACUCGAGGCCGAAACCGCCUCCUCCGGUCAGUCAGCUGGUCCGACUGCUGUGGGGGGAGGAUACAGUCGAGCUCCAGAUGUCUAUCGCACACGUACCACACAUUGUGAUGUACCUCUCACUCAAACUGGACUCUGAGUCGCAGCAGGAGGAGGAGAUUUUGUACCGGUAUCCGGUGUCUGAGGCUUCAGCCCAGCUGAAGGCGGUAAGAGGGAUUUUCCUGACACUCUGUGACAUGCUGGAGAACGUCACAGGUGGACAGAUAGUCAGUUCCUCUCUGUGGCUCAAGCAGCAGUUGGUUCAUGUGGGCUACUGGAAGGAAGGAUCAAAUCUUCUGGUCAUCGCUGUACCUGCCAGCAGGUAAUUCUCAUCUUUAUAAUCAUCCCGCCUGCCAACAGGCAACUGUAAUCUAGAUAAUAACUAUGAUAACUGUCAUUAUAAUCAGCUCAGAUCAUAAAACUGAAGGAUAAGCUCUAUAAUCAUCCUGUCUGCAAACGAGGAUCUGUAAUUUAGAUAAUAACCCCAGUGAUUGUAAUUGGUAUUGAUCCUUAUAAUCAGCUCUGAUGAUCUUUGAAUUCAUCCUACCCACCGACAGUUCCCUUUCUCAAUAAUAAUCAAUAAUCUCAGUAACCUGAUCCAUAAUCCCAGAUGUUCAGCUUGUUCAUGACCUUAGAUGUUUAUUGCUUCACAAUGAAUAAUGACAGAAGAAUGAUGUCUCUCAAGCCCCUGAUACACUCAAUUUCUUUUUCAUUCUAUGCUUAGGGUUAAAAAGAUGUUGAUAGAUGAUAGAUGAAUAUGUAAAUAUGUGCUGUGCGCUUUCCUCUCAAAAACAAAAUAAAUACACAAGAAUACUGACAGCAGUGAGAAAACAGUAGUUAAGAAACCAUCUGAUCCUAGUGAUGUGGAUGUUUGCACCAACUCUGCAAUUCCAGUCACAUUACCUUUAUUUAUACAGAACCUUAUACAAUGGAUUGCUUUAAAGCAGCAGCUUUACAUUAUUAAAUAUGAAAAACAGUGUCAGCAUCUCUUUCCAUUAGAGUUACAACUUCAGUUUCUACUAUAAAGCGGCUCUCCAGUGUUCACGACAGACAGAACAGAGAAAUGAACCAGAGAAGAUUUCCUGUCAGGUUUCAGGAAGGGAAAGAGCGAGGACUCAAUUGCAGGAAAGGAAGGGCUUUAUUAAUAAUAAAAAUAAAACAAAACAAGACAACAAAAACUACCCCGUGGGGGAAAAACAGACUUGACAAACAGGACUCGACUUGACUUGGCUUGACUCAUGGAACACCAGAGAAUAAACGACAUACAAAGACAGGAAAUUACGACAACGAACCAGCACAGGACUGCAAACACAAGGAGAAUAAAUAGGAGAGCAAACAAGGCAGGUAACGAGGGAGGACAGGUGGGGCAAAUCAACCAAUAAUGAGGUAACAAGGUGGGCGGGGUCAAAACAAUAGACAUGAGAGCACAUGGCACAAAGAAACACAUGACAAGCCAUGUGCUCACACAAAACAAAACAAAGACACAAGCACAUGGCCAAUGAAGACAAAUCACAAGCCAUGUGCUUACACAAGACGAGACAUGAACACGUGACUAUGAAAACUCAUAAGCCACGUGUUCACACAAAACAAGACAACAUGGAAGCACGCAGCCCGUGAAACACAGACUGCGUGCUAAGACAACACAAGACAAAAACACAACAUGAAAGCACGCGGCAGGUGGAAAUCACCGCGUGCUACACAAAACAUGAGACAAGAGCGCACGGCAAGUGAAAGUACACACAAACCGUGCGCUCACAAUAAAGACAGGACUGGGAGCGCGAGUGUCCGAAUCCCGACACAAAACCGAAACCAAACUAGACACGAGUGCCGGGAUCCGAACGCCACGCUCCCAACAUGAAACAAGGCACGCAGACAAGAGAGCGCACAGCCCCGAGAACACUCGAGACCGUACGUUCACACAAAAACACGACAAGAACGGGAGUGUCAGAGCUCUGUCACAAAACCAAGAAAUAAACAAGACUGAAGUGACAGAACCCUGACAUUUCCAUCUUGAAGAGGGCGAAGCCUCAGAGCCACACCUACCUUGUGUUACUUCAUCACCACGGACCAAUGGAAGUUCGAAAGGCAAACUCCUGAAAAGAACACAAAACAAACUUCAUUUUGGCCAGAUUUUGUUUGAAAUGAUGUCACACCACACCAGUUCAUUCUUCGAUUUCGCUUUCGCUUCGAUUUCGAGUGCACUACCCAGUGACACAAACUGCAGAAUAUCAGCUCUCAUGUCUUUUAAAGUCUCUUAAGUAAUGCUCCGAAAUGCUUUUUAGAAAAAUGUUAAUUUAAUUAGGGGCCAAGCACCGAAGG
Molecule: messenger RNA, 3566 nt
Organism: Megalobrama amblycephala (Wuchang bream)
Lineage: Eukaryota; Metazoa; Chordata; Actinopteri; Cypriniformes; Xenocyprididae
Product: protein inturned-like
Exons: 6
Coding region: 374-1573 (399 amino acids)
Biological process (GO): nervous system development; vesicle-mediated transport; cilium assembly
Cellular component (GO): cilium; cytoplasm
Molecular function (GO): protein binding
Source: RefSeq, a predicted model, not a curated record